AUGUGGAAGAAAAUGUCUAUAUUUUGGGAGCUACCCUACUGGCACAUCCUAGAGACCCGCCAGGCAUUCGAAAAGUUCAAACAAGACAUGACAGAUCGGCAGCGUGAAGUUAAGCUGCCCUCGGACUAUGACCGCGCGAUCAAAAAGGCAUAUGAGAAGAUGACAAUGCCGCACAGGACGCCUCAGCGAGGGAGGCGUCCUGUACCAAAAAAGCCGACAGAGAAAGGGAAAUCAAUUGCUCAGUUGGGAGAACAAAAGAAACAAAACAUCUCCCCGCUCAAGGUGGGUACGAGCAGAAAUGACCCAGGCCACUACGAUGCCCAAGCGCUGAUGGAUAUAAUUGAGAAAACAGGCAUGUCCCUUGAGCAGAUCCAAGAUGAAGACAAUUUUCCGAGGGCAAAAGUAGAUGUACCCUAUAUUCCCGGAGCAGCGCUUCUAGAGCCUGAGCAUAUGCUGACAAAAAUGGCCCGAUUGAACAGGUGGUACAUGAAUGCAUAUGACUCUGGAGUCAUCGGCCUGAAGGCAAAGGUCAGAAACCAUUACUUCCGGGGUCCUGAGCUCAUACACAUUGAGUACUCGGAAUUGUGGCAAAUGUUCCAUCAAGAUGCCCUUGACAAAUCUCUCAUGAGCUGCUGGUGUCUAAAGAUGCUUCAAGCACAGAGCCGUGGUAAAAUCCCGAAGAACAAAUUUGGUGUCAUUGAUCCAUACACCGUAACUGGCAACUACGUAAAACAAUAUGAAAAAGACACGGAGGAAAACAUCUAUAGCUUCCACUGGAUAUUUUUGGAUAUCGACAUGAAAACAAGCACGGUGUAUAUUUUUGACUCAAGGCGGUAUCCAGAGAAGGACUACGAAGAUAUGAUACACAUGCUGAAGAAAAUUGCUGAGACGUUCCCGCUGAAGAGUGGAUUCAAGUACAUGGAAUACAUGCUGGACCAUAUCCUACAAGAGGAUCGCAUCAAAGCAAUUAUCGAAGAGCUGUCUGGAUUUCUUCUUGACGAGGUUAUUGAUCCGAAGGGAGAAUUCCAUGAUGAUGACUGUGACAUCCCAGAAAAUUCACCGAAAUAA
Panicum virgatum (switchgrass) is the source of this 1068-nucleotide messenger RNA. RefSeq lists its product as uncharacterized. The transcript is spliced from 5 exons. The record is from RefSeq and is a predicted model, not a curated record. Lineage: Eukaryota; Viridiplantae; Streptophyta; Magnoliopsida; Poales; Poaceae. The coding region runs from base 1 to 1068 and encodes 355 amino acids.